Messenger RNA from Fonsecaea erecta, 495 nucleotides. RefSeq lists its product as hypothetical. Bases 1 to 495 code for a protein of 164 amino acids. Gene Ontology annotation, cellular component: mitochondrion. NCBI's taxonomy places the organism in Eukaryota, Fungi, Ascomycota, Eurotiomycetes, Chaetothyriales, Herpotrichiellaceae. Gene Ontology annotation, molecular function: fatty acyl-CoA hydrolase activity. The transcript has 2 exons. The record is from RefSeq and is a predicted model, not a curated record.
AUGGCAACGCUGGGACUGGACCUGAAGUCGAAGCGACUGCGGACACGCAGCGACUAUGGUUACCACCUCGACUAUCGACUGCGCUGGAACGACAACGACAUAUUUGGCCACAUGAACAACCCCAACUACGGAGUGCUCGCGGACAGCAUCAUCAACGAAUACAUGAUCAAAGAGUGCGGAUACACAGUGAACAAGCACCCGCAAGCCGCUAUCAUCGCCAACACCUACUUCGACUACUUCGGAUCCGUCAGCUAUCCCGACAUGGUCGAGUGCGGGCUGCGGAUCGUCAAACUGGGCAAGUCCAGCGUCAUGUAUGAGGUGGGGGUUUUCAGACGCGGCGAGGAGGACGUCAAAGCGGUCGGAGGCUCGACGCACGUGUUUGUCACGCAGAUCAACGGACAGCUGGGGAAAACUGUUGAGAGUGGCAUGCCAGCAGAGAUGAGGCGCGGUUAUGAGCGGUUGCUCAACAUGCCAAAUCCACGUUCGAGGCUCUAG